This is a messenger RNA of Vigna radiata var. radiata (mung bean), 1254 nucleotides long. RefSeq lists its product as uncharacterized. Bases 1 to 1254 code for a protein of 417 amino acids. Lineage: Eukaryota; Viridiplantae; Streptophyta; Magnoliopsida; Fabales; Fabaceae. The transcript has a single exon. The record is from RefSeq and is a predicted model, not a curated record.
AUGUCGGGCAUUUUCCCUGUGCUGAGGGGAGAAGCCCUAGAGUGGUAUUACACCCUUCCCCCCAAUUCGGUAGAUAGUUUCCGCACGCUGACAAGCAUGUUCAAAAAGCAAUAUUCCACCAACCGGUACGAGGAGGUUACUGCUGCCGAGCUAGUUAAUCUCAGACAGGGGAAAGAUGAAACUCUCAAAGCCUUCAUGUACCGAUACAACCACGCCGCCCGGAGGAUAAAAGGGGCCAGUCCCGAAUUCAUCAUCAGCAGUCUACCCAACUGCCUAAAAGCAGGAUUCGUCUCUGAAAGCUUAUACGCCAAGUUACCCAAUACGUUGGAGGAGCUGCAACAAAAAAUGGCCAAAUUUAUCAAAAUAGAAGAUCAGAGGAUUUUCCGGAAACAACAACACGAGGAGCAUCCGGUAAGUGGUAACAAGAAGGAAGGGAAGCGGCGAGUCGAGAACGUCCGAGAACAGAAGCCAAUGGUGAAUCUAAACCCUAGAUACGACCGCUAUGCGCACCUUACCGCCCCUAGAGAAAAGGUGUUGGAAAGAGCUCUACAAUCGAACCUGAUCUUUCAAAGAAGAAAAUUUCCACCAAAAAACGUGGAUGCGGCGCAGAUAUGCCGAUUCCAUAAUUCAGGGGGACAUACUACUGAAGGCUGCCAAACUCUCAAAGAUGAAUUAGAGAAGCUAAUCCGUGCCGAACACCUUCGGGAGUUCGUAAAGGAGGAUUCUGGCCGCGUGGGACAUUCUCCCAGAAAGACACGAAGAAGCCCAGAACAUGCAAAACGGAAGGGUAACCACUCACGCGACCGUUCUCGAAGUCCCCCGAGCCACAGAUCCCGCAGUCGACCCAGAGAGCGAGAUCCCAUGGUCAAAGGCAUGAUUGAUACCAUCUCGGGCGGUUUUGCUGGAGGAGGUGCUUCGUCCACAGCCCGGAAGAGACAUUUGAGAAGCCUGCGUAGCGUACACUCGGUGGUACGCAAUCCGGUGUCAAUGCCUGAUAUAAGCUUCACAAACAGGGAUUUUCACGCACCAGAUCCUGAUCAAAACGAUCCCAUGGUCAUCACAGCCCGCAUUGCACAAUAUGAUGUGAGUAAGGUCCUUGUUGAUCAAGGCAGUUCAGUCAAUAUAUUAUACUGGACAACCUUUAGAAGAAUGGAAAUCAUAGAAGAUAUGAUUGCUCCGUUUAACGAGCAAAUUGUUGGUUUUACUGGAGAAAGAGUAGACACCCGAGGGUAUCUCGACUUACGAACCCGCUGA